Messenger RNA from Saimiri boliviensis boliviensis (Bolivian squirrel monkey), 1651 nucleotides. NCBI's taxonomy places the organism in Eukaryota, Metazoa, Chordata, Mammalia, Primates, Cebidae. The record is from RefSeq and is a predicted model, not a curated record.
AGAAGCUGAGAACAUGGAGAGAGAGAAGUUUCAGCAGAAGGCUCUGAAGCAAACUAAGCAGAAGAAAUCCAAGUCGGCUGAAUUUCUGAUGGUUAAACAAGAUAGAGAAGCUACAGAAGGCGUUGGAAAUCCAGUUUUUAACAUGAGCAGUCCAGAUCUCUCAGCAUGUCAGACUGCAGAAAAGAAAGUUAUUAGACAUGACAUGCCGGAUCGCACCCUUGCAGCUCACCAACAAAAAUUCAGGCUGCUAGCCUCUGCAGAACCAAAAGGAAAUGAAUACAGCAGAAAUUACUUUGACCCACUGAUGGAUGAGGAAAUAAACCCAAGGCAGUGUGCGAUGGAGGUCAGCAGAGAAGUUUGUCUAAUGGCUAAAGGAGAGAAAGCAGAAUCAAGAGUGGAUGAUACAGCUGGCCUUUCAGAAAAAGAAGCAGAGAAGAACCCCUGUGCAUCAGUGGAUGAGGAAGAAGGUAAAUCCUCAGUACAUUUUUCUCAGGGGAGCAUUCCUAAUAAAAUUGGUCCCUGUUCUAUGGACUGUGAUCCCAAGCUCUUAAAAGAAGACGAUGAUCUACACUGUCAGGGAGAUAGCCUGACUGAUCAUUCUGUGAAAGAAAAAUCAACUAAUUGGAGAACUGGAGAAGCAGAAGAUUAUUCACAGGACAUGUCUUACUUGGAGGAACUGGAGGAACACCGAUCUUCUGUUUGCUGUUCUUCAGUUGCUGGUAGUAGAUCUGCAGACUUCUUCAAGCAUCUCCAUUUUGUGCUGGUGUCAGUGUCUUCAGAGCUUCAGUUAUCUCAAUGGCAAAGUCAGGGCUUCUGGUACAUUAUCCCGCUGAUGGUUUCUCUCUGGUUCCUGAGGCUCUACCUGCAUUACCUGGGCCAGUGUCUCUUCCUCCAGGCCAUUUCAGCUCCUGUUACAAGAUUCCAUUUUUCCCCUCACACCAUUGAGCUUUGCUACCCCACUUCUUCACUUCACAUUGAAGAAGAGCUUGCUGUGGUUGUGGUGGGGCCUUUAAUGCUGAAUGCAAUCCUACUUCUUUCGGUUCUGAUCAGAUGGGGCUGUCAGCUACUGUUUGCCUCCUGUCCUGAUGUCUUGUCAAAGUUAAUCAUUACCAUGGGACUAUGGACAGUUCUAGACCCAUUGGCAGUGUUUAUAGUGGAUACUCUCCUAGGGGCAUCCCGAAACUACGGCCUGUGGGCCGCAUGCGGCCCCCUGAGGCCAUUUAUCCGGCCCCCUGCCACACUUCAGGAAGGGGCACCUCUUUCAUUGGUGGUCAGUGAGAGGAGCACAGUGUGUGGUGGCCCUCCGACAGGUCUGAGGGACAGUGAACUGGCCCCCUGUUGGCUUACAGAUAAUGAGGAGACGCCAGUGGCAGAUGCUGUGAAGCUCUACUGGAUGUUUGUAAGAACCAUGCAGCCAGGCAUUCUUGGCGUGGUGAUCACGGCUCUGCUUUACAUCUUCCUGUUCAUCAUUUCUUCUUUGAUUUUAUAUGUAUAUUGUCUCAGCACAGGCGUCCCCGAACUACGGCUCGUGGGCCGCAUGCGGCCCCCUGAGGCCAUUUAUCCGCCCCCCGCUGCACUUCAGGAAGGGGCACCUCUUUCAUUGGUGGUCAGUGAGAGGAGCACAGUGUGUGGCGGCCCUCCAACGGUCUGA